Molecule: messenger RNA, 589 nt
Organism: Cinara cedri
Lineage: Eukaryota; Metazoa; Arthropoda; Insecta; Hemiptera; Aphididae
Source: the annotation of a GenBank genome assembly
AUGACAGUUUCAGGAACCGGUCGCACGCGAUUGGGUGUGCCGCGCUCGUCCGUCGAACUUCCGGUCUGGUCUCGUCCGCUGCUUGUCUGCACAACAAUCGUCUCUGACGCCGGCAGUGCCGUCCAAGACGCUGCCGCGGAAGGAACGAUCGAAGCGCGAGACGAAGAACGCGGAUUAGCCACGGACAGCGGUGACGUCGACGACCGUGGGGUGCCGGCGUGUACGGUGAUCGCCGACGGCCGACGACCCGAACGCCGUUACGGCGGGACAAAGUUUAACGCAUUUCUCGGAGCCGCGGGGAACGUAUUAAAAUAUCGAAUACGAACAAAUGUCUUUUACCGUUUUCUUUUCGUUAUUUUUGUUUGCAGAUAAUCUUAACGUUAUGCUGCACAGGCCACCCUUAUUGGAUACCGGACAGACAAAAAUCUUGUUCGUUGGCGUUCGUACAAUAGGUACUGCUCGGUACGGCGGAGAGCUAAUAGUUUUAAAUUGGAAAAAGGCGUCAACAGCAAUGGAAGCAGACGCAAUUGUAGAAGGGUUUUGUAACAGCGUAAAUGAGCUGAAGUACAACAAAUUGAUCGGUAAAUAA